This is a messenger RNA of Dentiscutata erythropus, 950 nucleotides long. The record is from the annotation of a GenBank genome assembly. Lineage: Eukaryota; Fungi; Glomeromycota; Glomeromycetes; Diversisporales; Gigasporaceae.
AAGAUGAGAAUUUCUUGAAAAGAUUUUUUAGCAAUACCAUGGUCAUCGAUCUCAUAAACUUGGACAUGAGAAAUAACAAAGAUAUCAAUAACUGUAGCAUUCUAGAAGAUAACAUCGUGCAGAAAAUUAAAAUCCUGUUUAAUGCGAGCGAAGGUAGCGAUGAGGGAAGGUGGAUCAACUUGAAUCUAAAUCAUUUUGAUUAUGAUUAUUUUGACAAGGUUGAGAAAACCCAGACACAAGAGAGUAAACAAAAUAAUUCUCAAACACGUGAAUAUGGAGUCCCAUCAAGUUCAUAUAUGAAUAUCGAUGAUAGCGAAGAGAUUGAUGAUCGAGAAAGCAUAUUUUCAAAUGAUACCUUAACUUCUCAAGAAUUUAGCAUAUUAACAAAGAAUAAGAAAAUAAAUACGAGCAGUUCAGAAUUAGAUUUAGACAUGCUUAAUGAUAAUCUUUAUUUUAGCAAAAUGAAAGUUAGGAAAAAUAAAAGUAAACAGGUACAUGAGGAGUACCAGUAUCUGGAUCUUGUUAAGAACAUCAUCAAGAAUGGGGAGAGUAGAGAUGAUAGGACAGGAACAGGAACGAUUUCAUUGUUUUCCCCGGGACAGUUGAGAUUUUCAUUGGAAGACGGUGCAUUACCACUUCUCACCACGAAAAAGGUUUUCUUUCGAGGAGUUGUAGAGGAGCUUCUCUGGUUUAUCAGUGGCAAUACGAAUGUGAAGAAAUUACAAGAAAAGAAUAUCCAUUUCUGGGAUCAGAACACUAGCAGGGAGUUUCUUGAUAAACAAGAUCUUGGUCAGAACAAAGAAUGGGAUGCUGGCCCGAUUUAUGGAUUUCAGUGGAAGCAUUUUGGGGCAAAUUAUACCACGUGUGAUGCCGAUUAUACCGGUCAAGGAAUUAACCAGUUAGAAUAUAUCAUCGAUCUGAUCAAGAAUAAUCCAGAGAGCAGAAGGAUC